Molecule: messenger RNA, 609 nt
Organism: Branchiostoma belcheri (Belcher's lancelet)
Lineage: Eukaryota; Metazoa; Chordata; Leptocardii; Amphioxiformes; Branchiostomatidae
Product: collectin-12-like
Exons: 2
Source: RefSeq, a predicted model, not a curated record
CCUCCUGGAGAAAAAGGAGCUGUGGGGCCUCCCGGUCCCCCGGGAGAGAAAGGAGACAUCGGCCCUGUGGGCUCUGGGCCACCCGGGCUCCCUGGACCUCCAGGAGAAAGGGGACCCAUAGGGCCAGCUGGCCAUGGGUCUGUCGGGACUCCUGGACCUCCAGGGAAAGGGGGGCCAAUGGGACCAGCUGGUCCUGUAUACUCCUUUUUUGUAGUCCCUUGCCCUAAAGGUUAUACAAAGUGGAGAGGAACAUGCUACAAGUUUUAUACCGGUAACAGAAAAAGGGCGUUCAACGAAUCGAUCAAGUCCUGUCGCGAAGAUGGCGGUACCCUUGCCAUGCCCCGAGACGCGGAAACCCAGGCCUUCCUGGUUUCCUUGCUACCAGUUUCCAGAUCCAGUUGGUGGUGGAUUGGUCUUCAUGAUCAGCGAGAAGAGGGAAGGUUUGAGUGGGUGGAUGGUUCUGCACUAGGGGAGUUCAACCUGUGGAUAUCUGGACAUCCAAAUGGCCCUUUUGCACAUUUAGAUUGUGUCGCUUCAUCUAAGACAAAGUGGGGUGUCUCGCCAUGCCAAAAUCAAAUCCCCUUCUUCUGUCAGGUCCCUCCAGGUUAG